Molecule: messenger RNA, 1077 nt
Organism: Neurospora tetrasperma FGSC 2508
Lineage: Eukaryota; Fungi; Ascomycota; Sordariomycetes; Sordariales; Sordariaceae
Exons: 3
Coding region: 155-418 (87 amino acids)
Source: RefSeq, a predicted model, not a curated record
CUCCAUUCUCCAUCACACUGACUGCAUCGCCAUCAGUAACAACACAACAGGACAUUCCCACGACAACGACAAGAUACUACCUAUCCAGCUGCCGCAUUCGAAUUCGCACGAACAACAAGACAAUUUUCAAGAAAACGACUAGAACACCGUCAAGAUGAAGCCUCUUGUGGGAGCCGUGCAGGCUUGGAGCUGCACCGUCAUCUCCGCCUUCGCCAUGCUCAUCCUCGGCGUCUUGUGCAUCCUCUUCAACAACAACCACCCGGAGCUCGUAGGCGGGACGGAGGACCCGGAGGACGGGAAGGAGGUGGCGGCGACGGCUGGGAUGGCUAUUGCUAUUUACGCGCUCUUCUUCUGCUUCUGCGGUCUCCAAGGGUUGUUGCAUUUGCGAGAGGGCAGGAGGGGGGCUAUUGCGCUAUGACGUUGAUUCGACAGGACGACGGCGAUGACUACGACGACGAAUAGCAUACCCACCUACAUAUCCAUACUUGUACACGCACGCGAUAACAACAAUAACGGUGAUGGCCACAUAUGGCGAAGAUAAUAGCGAAAAGGACGAACAGAGUCACAACAAGCAAGCAAGCAUCACUAGGUAGACUAGACUUUGCGACGCGACGCUUUCAGAAGAGGAGGUUUAUGGGAUAGCACACACAAUGGUACGGCGUUUUUGGGACUUUUAACUUUAUUCCGCGAGAUGGAUGCUUGAAGAACCGAGGAAGAAGGGGGUUACGGAAGCACGGUGGACGGCUGCGGUGGUGGUUAUACUAUUGGAGCUGCGAUGCUCUUAUCGAGCACCUUCCGCUCGACACCGUCAUUAUUGCUCCAGAGAAAUGAUCGACGGGUUGUUGGACUGACUGGCACGAGUUGUCUCCAAGACCCGAGUGAGGUUCGUCGUCCAUCAAAAGAAUCAUUACUUAGAGGAAGACAGUUGAGCUUUGGUUUUUACCUGUUCCACGGCAUCUUUCAUGUUUAUCAUGUGCAGUCGCUUCUUGUCAUUCAUUGCCAGUUUUGAUGCCGCAGUUCAAUGAGCUUCAAGUCGUCGCGAUAACAUUGCCAGUAAUCAGGUUCCUGAUCAGUUGU